This is a messenger RNA of Myripristis murdjan (pinecone soldierfish), 4678 nucleotides long. It is a transcript of the gene polk, whose product is annotated as polymerase (DNA directed) kappa. Gene Ontology annotation, cellular component: nucleus. The transcript has 15 exons. Gene Ontology annotation, biological process: error-prone translesion synthesis. Gene Ontology annotation, molecular function: damaged DNA binding; DNA-directed DNA polymerase activity. The record is from RefSeq and is a predicted model, not a curated record. NCBI's taxonomy places the organism in Eukaryota, Metazoa, Chordata, Actinopteri, Holocentriformes, Holocentridae. Bases 158 to 2896 code for a protein of 912 amino acids.
UGAACAUGAACGUUAGACAGCCAGCUGUCUGCCAGCCGCCAAUAAAGCCAAGAGGAGAAGAGGAAGACGUUAGACAGCCAAAUGGUCUCGGUUUUGUGUUAUUAUUCCUGGGAUUGUAAGGUUUGAGAAGGGUCCAUUCUUGGGCAAGAGCUUAGGGAUGGAGAAUGGGGGUGCAUCCACCAAAGAGGAGGGCUUCCUCUCCAGAAUGGCCCUCAAUGACAACAAGGCUGGCAUGGAGGGUCUUGACAGGGACAAGAUCAACAAGAUCAUCAUGGAGUCAUCAAAGGGUUCCCGCUUCUAUGAGAAUGAGCUGAAGAGAGAGCAGCAGGUGAACCAGCGCAUUGAGAAAAUGAUGCUGCAGAAGGCACAGAUCACAGAGCAACAGCUUAAGAAAGCACAAGCUCAGGUGGACAGGUUGGCCUCUGAGCUGGAAAGGAGCCGUGAUCUAAACCGUGUGAUUGUACAUGUGGACAUGGAUGCUUUCUAUGCUGCUGUGGAGAUGAGGGACUGCCCAGAGCUGAAGGAUAAACCCAUGGCUGUAGGGUCCAUGAGCAUGCUUUCAACAUCAAACUACCAUGCAAGGAAGUUUGGGGUUCGAGCGGCCAUGCCUGGCUUCAUUGCAAAGAAACUCUGUCCCAACCUGAUCAUUGUCCCGACCAACUUUGACCAGUACAGAGCAGUGAGCGAUGAGAUCCGGGAGAUCUUUGCAGACUAUGACCCCCACUUCCAGCCACUGAGCCUGGAUGAAGCCUAUCUGGAUUUCACAGACCACCUGGAACAGAGGAAGAGCUGGCCGGAGUCCUUACGCACACAUCGCUUCCGCACCAGCAGCUCUGGAACAGUUGAAGGGCAGGAGAAGCUCCCUCAGGAGAAAGAGGGUGAGGCAGAAGACCUCUCUCCUGUUCUGUUUGAGGACAGCCCAAACUCCUCUCCCUGCUUGCCGGGUGCUGGAGGUGCUGGGGUCGCUGGUGGGGCUUUCGAGGUGUUUGGAACGUCUGCAGAGGACGCUGUGAGAGAGAUGCGCUUCCGCAUUGAGCAGAAGACCAUGCUGACUGCCAGUGCAGGCAUUGCUCCAAACAUGAUGCUUGCCAAGGUGUGCAGUGACAAGAACAAGCCCAACGGCCAAUACAGACUCCCCUCCAGCAGAGAGGCAGUCAUGGACUUCAUCCAGAACCUACCAGUUCGCAAAGUUUUUGGCAUAGGGAAGGUGAGUGAGAAAAUGCUCAGUGCUCUGGGAAUCAGCAGCUGUGCUCAUCUUGGUCAGCAGAUGGCGUUGCUGUCCUUGUUGUUCUCUGAGACAGCCUGGCAUCACUUCAUGCGGGUUUCCCUGGGUUUAGGCUCUACACACAUUGAAAGGAAUGAAGAACGAAAAAGCAUGAGCACAGAAAGGACAUUUAGAGAAAUGAGUGCAGCUGAGGAGCAGUUGUCUUUAUGCAGGGAGCUUUGUGAAGACCUAGCUGAAGACAUGAAGAAGGAGGGAUUGAAGGGUAAAACGGUGACAUUGAAGCUGAAGAAUGUGAACUUUGAGGUGAAAACCAGGGCAUGGACGUUGCCAUAUGCUGUUGCUACAGUGGACGAGAUCUUUGCUGUGGCUAAGGACUUACUCAAAACUGAGAUAGAAAAUGUCAGCCCCCAGCUACUGAGACUGAGGCUUAUGGGUGUUCGGAUAUCUGCCUUUGUCAGUACAGAUGACAAGACACCCCUGCAGAAGAGCAUUGUUGGCUUCCUUAAGCAAAGCAAGGCAGACUCUGGUGGCCCUUCCCAACAUGUUUGUCAAAAGCCUGGGAAAGAGCUUCUUGUCAAUGGCUCUACCCAGUCUGGACCCCUUGCUUGCCCUCCUGUAGUUGAGAAGGGCCAGAAGCAGGGUGAGGUCCCCUGGCUGGCGAAGCAGAGGGGGUCAGAGGUGACCCAAAUCAGAGGGCAGCAGCAACAGUCUUUCUUCCAAAGGGCCCAUGCCCAGAGACUGCGACUCCAGGCGGAGAGUGCAAACAAGCAAGAAGAAAGACAUGGGGACAGUCCGUCUGUGAUAACUUCCACAGGGAUCCACGUUGACAAGAGUGAGGGCUCACCAACAAAGGCACAUGAAUCAGAGAGAAGAUUUACAUUCUCAGGUAAAAGAGAAGCUCUUCCUAAUACAGAAAAUGUCAGUGUCCUCCCCCUAGAGGCCCAUGCAUCCACAUUGGAGAGGAGUGGCACAGACUCAGAGAGCCUCACGUGUCCUGUGUGCUGUAGACAGGUGAAGACCUCCAACUUGUAUGUUUUCAACAAACACAUAGACCAGUGUCUCAGCAACGUUUCUACAAAGCUGGACCCAAACACAGACACUGACUCAGACUCAGAUAUGGAACCAGAGAAGGGCCACCAAGGAUGUGAAGUGAUGGACGAUGAGAGGGAGGAGUGUGAUGCUAAAAAGGAGAAGGAGAGAGAGAAGGUGGAGCAAAGUAAAGACUCAAGCGUCAUUGAAACGUCUGAACCAACAAUCAACGAGUCAGAGGACAUCUCGGAACAGGGGCCAUUUGAACCAGAUGAGUCGCACUAUGAUCAUACAGGUCCCGUCCUCAUCUGUCCAAUAUGUCAGGUGUCCCAGGACACUGAUGAUCUCACUGUCUUCAACUGCCAUGUUGAUGUCUGCCUGAACCAGGAUGUGCUGCAUGAGCUGAGGGGACAAACAUCUCUGACCACUGAUCUACCUUCAGUUACUGUUACUAACAGCAAUGUCACAGAGAGAGAGCAACCUUUGCCAAGGCAUGCGAACAAAGGCAAGAUCAAAAGACGAGGCUCACCCACCUCUCCUCCCUCUAAGAAGGCCAGAGGCCCUGGCCGUCACAACACCAUCGACAAGUUCUUCAAGCGACAGACGUCAUACACACAGAAUGUCCCUCCUCAUCGGAAAUAAAGUCAGUGGAAAAGACAGGUGACUGGUGCCUUGUGUCCACUACUCAGGUUUUAGCCUCACUAUAAUAUGUUUGGGUCAAAGUCAGUGUCUCCACUCUUUUGAGAUCCUGACCUAACCAGGCUGAACCACAGUUGAGCCACAACAUCCAAGCUUGAGUAUUGUAAUGUAAUGAUAAAUGCAGUGUUUUCUUCUGGGAAGGGUUUUGCACAGUAGGACGUUUUAAUAGUUAACAGUGUUGAAUUCGUACUUGUGUCAAGAAGUAAACAACUGGAAGAACGAUAACACUGAAACUCAAUUGCCUAUCUCUUCACUCAGGUUCUUAAACAUAAUGUACCUUUAUUAUUUUCAAACUCCGAUGUUCAUUGGCUAUCUGUUUGAUCAAGAGAGGAAGACCUAACCAUGGUAAGAACAUAGCUGAUGGCAAAGAGCCAUCCUGAUGUUCUUCUUACUUUGAAAUGCUGUUUCAGAAGACAUUGCAUUGUAUAAGUGAUCUUCACAUUUUGCUGUCCUUGGAAAGUUUUUUUUGGGUGAAAAAUAAUUCAGAAAACAUGUGUAGCAUCAUAGUUAGAGUUAGGGUUCACGCUAUGGAGUUAGUAGUCUUUACUUACUGUUAUUGUAUAAUUGGCACAAUACUGGUGGGUCCAUGGCCUUGUGUGGUUUAGUCCAUCGGCCAGUUUAAUGUCAUCAUUUUGGUCAGUCGAAAUCCAGCGAAGCCGUAUAUCAGCUGAAGCUUGUUAGGAUGGAGGUAGAGUGGAAGAGUCAGGGGACACCUCAUAAUUUGAAAACAGCAAACAUCUUGUACAUUUAAUCAACAUUUUGUUUCAUCAGUGAAGUUAGAAGACAACAAAACAAACCAAGGCCAGAAAUUCAUUGUGAUUCCUCUCUUAAUUAUUUUGUGAAACAGUUGACGAUGACUCAAACCGGCUGGGUGACAAGAGGGAGCCAGUGGAGCUAAAUCCUGAUCAGUGGACAAUAUACUUCAGAGUUUAGAUCUUGUCUGCACCUUUCUGGUUUAGGAUUGUACGUAAAGUGUCACCAAAAACAUGCUGCCAUAUGUAACUGAUCUCUGCCAAAUCUGAUAUCAAGUAUGCUGUUGAUAAGAAAUUUAUUAUUUAAUUUGGACAGUGAUGCUGCUGUAUGUGUUUUUCGUUUAAUGUGCCAUGUAGAUGUACAAAACGUUUUGGGUUCUUUUGCAUUUAUUGUACAGUAUGUUAAAAUUUGGGUAAAUCCAUAGAAAUAAUAAGGUUCAACCCUGUUAUCACACUGUCUUUCAAUGUCAGCCUGCUCUCAGUUGCACAAUGAAGAAUAAGCCUAAAGUUUUUAUUAUAAAGUAUGCUAAGACUAUGACGCUAUUUAUUACAGGUAUGUGCAUUUUUUACCUGAAAGAGAUAUUUAAAUAGAACGUUUCCACUGUUUCCUCAGUUUUAUUUGUAUUUUACGAUGUUUGAUAUUAAAUAAUGAAUAUUUAAUAAUGGAGAUAAGAGAUUCCUUCUAUCAUUAUGGGAUAGGGUUAGUUAAAUCUCAGUUUAUUAUCCGGUUGAAAUUUCAACUUGAGAAAUGUUAUUUCGUCUUUCCAUGUCACAUUAUCUGAGUUAUGGCUCAACAGGAUUGGGUCACUGAGUAAACAAGCAGCAAUAAAGAGAGAGGUGUGGCCUGUGACUGACCAGCAGCAGACGUUUUUCAGUCAUGUGAUUGUAUACAGCUCUGAGGUGAGGUUGAUUGUCAUUGCUGAAACGGUAUGCUUAGCUAAAGGUGCUUGAAUAAAUAAAGCCUGAAGCAUUA